AUGCCAUUAUUCAAUCAAUUUUUCUCUAAACUUGUUGCCCUGUUUGGUGGCCAAGUUUCUCAAGACCAUUUAAGAUUAACCUUCUCAUUAUUAAUCGCUUAUCCGAUGGCUUUAGUAUACAAAAAUUUACCUACAAAUAGUCAAAAUCUCAAACAUCUUUUUUCAAUUUCUUUCGCAAUUUUUAUAUUAUUUGGUUUAAUGGAUUUGGCAAAAGCAUUUUGGAUCAUGUUAUUUAAUUCCGCUUUGACUUAUGGAAUAUUGUAUUUCGUCAAAGGUCCUUGGGGUCCAAAACUUGUUUUCUUAUUUGUUUUGGGACAUUUAAGUAUUAACCAUUUAUAUCGUCAAUGGAACAACAUAUCACUUGAACGUUAUGAUCCUACCGGUCCACAUAUGGUGUUGGUUAUGAAACUUACUUCUUUCGCCUUUAACAUUUAUGAUGGACGAAGGCCAAUUAAAGAACUUACUCCAAAUCAAAAGAGUAAAUUAAUUCCCUCAUUACCACCAUUGCUUGAAUUCCUAGGUUAUGUUUUCUUUUUUGGUGGAUUCUUGAUCGGUCCAUCUUUUGAUUUUAUGGAUUAUAGAAGAUUUGUCAAUAUGGAAAUGUAUCGAAUUGAUAAAACUGAUAAUGAAAAGAAUAAAUUCAUUAAAGAAGAUUAUAAAUUUUCUAAGCGAUCUUUAUACGUUAUACCUGAUGGUUCUAUUCCUGCUAUGGGAAAAUUGGUUACAGGAUUUUUUUUUAUUGUAUGUUUGGUCACGUUCGGUGGUAAAUAUCCUUAUGAUUGGACUUUGAGCGAAGAAUAUAAAAAUCUAUCGUUCUUUAAUAAAUUAUGGUAUGUUCAAAUGUCAAGUUUUUGCGCUAGAUUUAGAUAUUACGUUAUUUGGUUGCUUGCCGAAGGUUCUUGCAUUCUUUCGGGAAUUGGGUUUAAUGGUUAUGAUGAGAAUGGUAACGUUAAAUGGAAUCGAGUUACAAACAUUGAUGUUAUUGGGUAUGAAACAGCCGAUAAUAUUAGACAACUUCUAGAAUCUUGGAAUAUGAAUACAAAUAAAUGGUUGAAAAAUUAUGUGUACCUUAGAGUAACACCACCUGGUCAAAAACCAGGUUUCUUUUCAACUAUUAUCACAUUUGGAAUAAGCGCUGUAUGGCAUGGUUUUUACCCUGGAUACUAUUUGACUUUUAUUAGUGGUGCAUUUAUCCAAAAUCUUCAUCGAA
This is a messenger RNA of Dentiscutata heterogama, 1210 nucleotides long. Lineage: Eukaryota; Fungi; Glomeromycota; Glomeromycetes; Diversisporales; Gigasporaceae. The record is from the annotation of a GenBank genome assembly.